AGCGCUGACUGCAGGGUCACCGCGCCCAUCUCGUCGUUCGAUGGACCGACGGCACUUUUACUACGGAAAGGGCGAAUGUUGAAGUUUCGUUAACGGAAACAACAGGCUGUGUCGUUGAAUGCGUUGCAGUGACUGUAAAUAUUACCCUUUAGGUCUAACCGUGUGUUUAGUGUAGGAACAGUGGGUGUGAUUUUUUUUUUUUUUCCUUUCUUCCUCCCCCUCCCCUCUUCGGCUGGUUGAGGUUGUUAAGCUCCGUGUAGCCUGUGUCUUCUGGAAGCGCAGCUAGCUGGCUAGCUAAUUAGAAAGCUAGCGCUGAGCUGUAUGUUGAUGCGGGAAUCGGAGCUUUACACCGUCUUGUUUUCCAGUCAAUGCCAAAACGCAAAGACAAAUACAAACUGAAUCAGAUUAACAAGAAUCCCAGUAGCUGGAGUAAGGUAAUUAAAAAAGUCAAAUAAAAUGAGUGAACUGGACCAGUUACGCCAAGAGGCAGAGCAACUCAAAAAUCAGAUCAGAGAUGCCAGGAAAGCAUGUGCAGAUGCCACACUAUCACAGAUUACAGCUAAUAUUGAUCCUGUUGGGCGAAUCCAGAUGCGUACAAGGCGAACACUUCGGGGUCAUUUGGCCAAAAUCUAUGCCAUGCAUUGGGGAACAGAUUCCAGACUCUUGGUUAGUGCCUCUCAAGAUGGAAAACUAAUUAUCUGGGACAGCUAUACCACAAACAAGGUACAUGCCAUUCCACUGCGAUCUUCCUGGGUCAUGACGUGUGCAUACGCACCUUCUGGAAAUUAUGUGGCAUGCGGUGGUUUAGAUAACAUCUGCUCCAUUUAUAACCUGAAAACCCGUGAAGGGAAUGUACGUGUGAGCCGUGAGCUUGCUGGACAUACAGGGUAUCUGUCCUGUUGUCGCUUUCUUGACGACAACCAGAUUGUUACAAGCUCUGGAGAUACCACUUGUGCACUUUGGGAUAUUGAGACUGGCCAGCAGACCACCACAUUUGCUGGACACACAGGUGAUGUCAUGAGCCUGUCAUUGGCUCCUGAUUCACGGCUGUUUGUUUCUGGUGCUUGUGAUGCCUCUGCUAAACUCUGGGAUGUUCGAGAGGGCAUGUGCAGACAGACGUUUACUGGGCAUGAGUCUGACAUCAAUGCCAUAUGUUUCUUCCCUAAUGGCAACGCCUUUGCCACGGGCUCUGAUGAUGCCACCUGCAGGCUGUUUGAUCUGCGUGCAGAUCAGGAAUUAAUGAUCUACUCUCAUGACAACAUCAUUUGUGGUAUAACCUCUGUUGCGUUCUCAAAGAGUGGCCGUCUUCUGCUGGCUGGAUAUGAUGACUUCAACUGUAAUGUGUGGGACACACUAAAGGCUGACCGUGCAGGCGUGUUGGCUGGACAUGACAACCGUGUUAGCUGCCUGGGAGUUACUGAUGAUGGCAUGGCAGUGGCAACAGGAUCUUGGGAUAGUUUUCUGAAGAUCUGGAAUUGAACCCUGAAGAUGUUCUUUUUAACUCCAAAGUUGACUGGAAGACCAUUACAACUUCAGAAUGUUCACAGCAUCUUCAACACUGUUAAAACUGACUUGGACACCACAAAAACGAAGGGAAACUGAUGCCUUUCCUACACAAAGAAGAGCACAAUUGUUUAUCACCUAGUUAAAGGAUCUCCUGUGGUAUCAAUUCAGAAACUUGUGCAUUCCUCCUUGGACCAUUUUAUGUUACCUUGAAAGAGAAAACACUAUCAUCCCAUGCAAAUGUGUGUGUCUUGAAGCAAAUGUUGGAGUAUAAUUGUACAAAUUAUUUAACUUUUUUUUUUAAGAAUUCUAUUCUGAUGGUUUAUUAUUCUCAGAGGAGAGAAUAUGCAGAUGCAAGAAGCUUGGAUCAUAUUACACAAGCAGGUUUCAAAAUGUGUUUAUAUACUAUCAGUUUUGUUUUCAUUACAGGCUUUGCACAUGAAGAAGCUUUGCCUUGACUAAUACUCUGUUAGCUCUCCAAGCACGUUAUGGAUGCUCAUUCCAGUACAAAAAGUUAUCAAGUCACUUGCUUAACCCCCUUAAUUCUUGUACAUGCCUUUUGACUUUGGGUUGGAAGUUAUGGGGUAGCAGGUAGGUGCUAAGAUAAAUGGGGUUUGUCUAAACAUUAGAGGUAGAAUUUAUUAUUGUUUCUUUACUUUUUUUUUUUUUUGAGGGGGGAGGGGGGAUGAAACGCCUCACCUGGCUAAAUAUUCACUUCGUUUGCUUGGGACUGCAGCUGCAACUCUGUGAAUGAAAUGUACAAAUCAGUGUCUGAAAAUAAUGGUCUGUUUUUAAGUUAAGACAUUUAAUUUUGUCUGUCAUUAGUUAAUUUAGAAGUGCAUGCUGUAGACUUGCUUUCAAUGGUGCGAAAGUCUUUUUUUUUCUGACAAGGAGAGAAACCUAUUGAUUGAACUUAUUAGAAGUCUCCCCCUGUUUGUUUUUGUUUGUUUUUUUUGUUGUUGAUGCAAACUACAUCAUGCUAAUACUGGUAAUGCUAUGCACCAGAGUGAGUAUGACUAGAACGACUUAAUAUUGACUCCAUACUUAGUGUAAAUUAAUGCUUACCAGUUCUAUUAAUGCCAAUUUUUGUAACUAUAACAAUCAUUGUGAAAAUUCUGUCCUUUCUCUCCUUAAGAUGUAUUCGCUGAAUGGAACAAACACCUCACAUACUGUCCACAAAGAAAACUUUUGUAUAUUUUUCCCCCCUUUUGUCUUAAAUUGAGAAUUGGAAAAUCUAAAUAAUUCACUGUAUAGAGAAGCACUUUUGUUAAAGUUGUGGCAUACUUUCACUUUACUUUUUUCUGAGAUGAUGUACAAUAAAUGUGACGUAUACAUGUGGCCACAAGUGAAAAUGCAAUUUAACAGAGAUGGAUUCCUUUUUCCUCUUUCCAUUAAUAUUAUAGAGCUCUGCACCCUUAUGUAUCUUUUCACUUUUUGUAUUUCAUUUCAGUCUGUUGGUGUUCCACGGUGAGCUGGAUGCAAGAUAGAUACUGUACUAAAUUGUACUGUUAUUGAUUGAAACUGUAAUAAAAAAGCUGAGAUCUCAAGCUGUUGAGAUGGAUCCCAACACUGCAUUGGGUUAUUAUUUUUAUUAUUUUUUUUAAUAAGUCUUCACCCCCUAUCCCAACUUCCCCCCUACUGUCAGUAGCCGCACUACGCCAAUGCUUUAUGUACAGUUUUUAUCAUAGACAAAAUAAAGCUCUCAGUCCAUGUA
Messenger RNA from Thalassophryne amazonica, 3217 nucleotides. RefSeq names its product guanine nucleotide-binding protein G(I)/G(S)/G(T) subunit beta-1-like. Bases 457 to 1479 code for a protein of 340 amino acids. The transcript has 11 exons. Gene Ontology annotation, biological process: G protein-coupled receptor signaling pathway. The record is from RefSeq and is a predicted model, not a curated record. Gene Ontology annotation, molecular function: signaling receptor complex adaptor activity; protein binding. Gene Ontology annotation, cellular component: cytoplasm; heterotrimeric G-protein complex. Lineage: Eukaryota; Metazoa; Chordata; Actinopteri; Batrachoidiformes; Batrachoididae.